AUGACCAAUCCACCGGAGACUUUUUUCGACUACUAUAAACUACCAGGACCUUGGUACAACUUCAAAUACACGAUUUAUUACUGGUUUUUCACAGCGAUCAAGACGAUUUUGCGUUUUUUUGACGUACAUACGAAGCACGGUAAACCGGAAGACAACGACGGGCCACACGAACUUAACGACAAUAUUGGCUAUGACGCCACUUGGAUUGGAGGCACCACGCCCGACGGUAAAUGGAUCAUAUUAGCACUUGAUAGACGAAACGAAAGUAAAAUGUCCAUAGGAUAUGCGUGUUUAAAGAUUCCGGGAAUCGGACACCUGUCUACUCCGAUGUAUCCAAAUUCCAUGGAUAACGCUUUGGGAAACAGCGACGAUGGUUUCACUUUGGACAAAUUUACUUUGACGGUGAUCGAACCUCUCCGACGGUGGAAAGUCAAUUUCGAAGGUAAAAUGACGUUUGUGGACGAUCCGGACACCUCGGCCCACGUAAAAAUAACAGCCGAAUGGACGAGCCAAAGUGACGUGUGGCUACUGAACCGGGACUUGAGCAGCGAAUCGUUCGCCGACUCUUUUGCGCUGGAAAACUGGAGCAUGUUCUCCGCCACCCUAUUCGACCGUUCCAAAGACGACGUGGUGCAUUGGGAGCAGUUCGGUCGAUUGGACGCGGACAUCGAGAUCGACAGGAUCGGAAUUGAAAUUCGCAACGCGGCUACCGUCAGGGACAGGAGCUUCGGUAAAAUUAGAGAUUUUACAGCGUUGCACAGAUAUUUCUACAUAACCAUGUUCAUGGAAGACGGUCAGUCCCUGGUGAUUACGGUGGUUUGUCACAAAAAGACGUUUUCGAGGCUGUUUUUCGGAUUUAUCAGCAACGAUGACGGUACCAACAGCAACAUAGACUGGACCGAUUUGAACAUACAUCAAUUCGGCGAAAACGGCAGGGUCACCGAAGAACUGUGUUUUUUAAUAAGAAUCGGUAAAGUCGUGCACACCGUGCAAGUCGUGUGCGAGAGCCAACACUGGUAUCGACUGGAAAAGGGAGUAGUGAGAUGCGAACAGAUCGGCGACUGCUUGGUCGACAACGUGCCGGGCAAGUGUAUGAUCCAGUCGCUGUACAGCGAGACGUCACUGAGGUCGAAAACUUUUUGCAAGCCUCUGAGUUAUUUGAACUAUUAG
This is a messenger RNA of Macrosiphum euphorbiae (potato aphid), 1170 nucleotides long. The record is from the annotation of a GenBank genome assembly. Lineage: Eukaryota; Metazoa; Arthropoda; Insecta; Hemiptera; Aphididae.